CGUCCCUUCACCCUAGUAGGAUUCGUAAACUCGCGCUCUGGACUCAGGUUGAAAUCAAUCCAGCUGCGUGCUUGCACGAGACCAUAUCAGCUCUACACACACAGCACCCACAACAUGGCUGGGAAGAUCCAGACUCUUACUAUGGAGGAGAGGGAGCACCUUCUGCCCAUGAUGAGAAAUGCUCAGUGGGUGGAGGUGGUGGGGAGGGAUGCCAUUUACAAAGAGUUCCUCUUCAAAGACUUCAACCAGGCUUUUGGGUUCAUGUCCAGAGUAGCACUACAGGCUGAGAAAAUGGAUCAUCACCCUGAAUGGUUUAACGUGUAUAAUAAGGUUCAGAUCACCCUCAGUACUCAUGAAUGUGGAGGACUCUCACAGCGUGACAUCACCCUUGCAACCUUCAUAGAUCAGGCCUCUGUCCUCUGAAUGGACCCUCUCACUUGACAGCUCGUCAGUCGACCUCUGUAGCCUGUAAAACUGGACCAAAAAUAUUGUGAAACUUCAUUUACCACAGUUAUCACCAUAUCAGUUUUGACUGUGUGUAGUCUGCCUGUUACGCCUAAUAUUUUCCCAAAAAGUAUUAAUGGAACAGUCAGGAGAAAUUUCAUCUUUUAAAUUAUUUUACAUUCACAAUACAUGUACUACAGAUCAGAGAUGAGAAUUGCUAGCACACUAAAGAGACCGGUCAAGCCCUAUUACCUUACUGUGUUUUAUGGCUUAGUCUUUUUUUAAAAAAAAAGUAAAUAUAUGGUGCCUUUAUUUUCAUUUGAUGUGACCCAGCGAUGGCAUGGUUAGUGCCUCAGUGAAUUGUAUUAGACUGAAUAUUUGCCAACUUUGGCGCUGUGAAAUUUAUGAAUCAUCUGUCAAAGCACUUGCCUACUGUUUAAUCAAUGAUGUCACAAAAACAUGUUGAGUUUAAAACAUGCACAGCAGCUCUGAAGAAUGGAAAAAGAACACAGAGCCUCAUGUCGAACUUGUGCAAACAUAAGGGCUGGCUUAUACGGAAUUUUACAUAGAAAAAUAAUGGAAAAGCAGUGCAGUAAAUGCAAAAACAAGUUCUAUAAAACAGAGAAAAGUAAAUAUAUUACACGACCAGCAUAUUUAUUUCAAGACAAGGUUUAUUGAUUUAUAUAGGAACAACAAAAACAUUACAGGACAAAAUUGAAAUGGACUGCAUGACGUGGUAAAGGCCUAGUCCCUGAUGUAGCUAGUGUUAACCUAAUAGCACACACCCUGACGUCUGUGGAAGGCAUUUAGGUGAAUGCGGUUAGUUUUGUGCUUCAUACAACCAUAACCGUAGAGGUCAUGUCAUGCUUCAAAAAUUCAGAUCAAGGUGCCUCAUUUUCAGUAGUUACAGUAAUUACAGAUUAUUGCAUAAAGACAUUAAAAUGCUUCAUUUAGGCAAGAAGGGUAACUGUUAGAAGACAAAUAUCCACGUCUACGUCCUAGCCUAAGGCAUGUUACAGUUCUUGAGACUACACUGUAAUACGGUGUUAUCAUACAAAAGAACACCGUCCUACCUCCUACUUGAAGUACCCCAAAAAGAGGUUAAAAAAAGUACAUGGAAAUUACUGAAUAAUAAUAAAAAAAAAAACAUUGAAAUAUGAGACGUUAUAUUAGUUUAAAAUGUAAAAACACACACAGUGGUCACAAAUAUUAUGAGUGCUUAAGGGAUUACAUUGCUGACAAGAUCUGGUGUGAUGUUUCCAUGGUAACAUGUCAUCAUCAUGAUCCUCAUAUCACAGACUUCAUGCACAAAUUAAUUUCCCUUCUUGCUGUUCCAGGCCUUAGCUAUCAUUCAGUUGAGUUAAGCUGGAACAAAGAUCCCAAUCAAAUACAACACACAAAAGAAAGACUCACGAAUCAAGGGAGUCUUUGACUCUCUGAAAACAGUUGUCAGCGAGUACCAUAACCUGGAGCAUGACAUUGACUGAUGAUCAAAAUGCCCAAUUACAUGACAUUUCUCAGGAUUUAGACAAAAGGGAAACAAUGAGUAAGUGUACAAUUAUUUGAACUAUUAGAUAUGAGGUAGAUAGGAUGAAAUGUGAAAAUUGAAAACCCAAAUGGAUGGGAAUUUGAACCUGGAAAUAUGGUUGAACUUCACAACCUGGUGGGUGGAUUUGUUAAGUUUUGCCCUGAUAUCACUUUCCACAGGUAAUUUAAAACCAGAGAGAUAUUUUCUCUUAAAUAAGAUGAAUGUUUUGAGACUGGAUUAUCAAAUAUAUCCUAGUUAUGGGGAAUUUAAAAGAAAUAAAUAAAACUAAACAUUUGCAAUACAGGUUCACCUGAGCAGUACUACCAUCCGAAAACGGUCUGCUAUGUUUUCAAGUUUCUACUGAGAAGGAGAUAUAGCGAAUAUAUAAAAUCCUAACUCCAUGAUUUAUCCAUGUUGAUAGUAUUAUGGAUAUUGGUCUAAUCUGCAUUAUUUAAUUCCUGGGAAGUGUCAAAACAGUCUGUCAAUAACAUGUCAAAUGUAAAGUCAUUGUGACAACAUUAUGCCCUGGCAUCCUGAGGUUUAAGUGGCACACUUCCAAAGAAUAUAGUGGAAAUGUGAUCAAAUACAUAUGGUGUGCACUGGUCCUAAAAAUAAGAAAUUGACCAAAUGAAACAAGGAAAACUGCACUCACUGGUCAC
This is a messenger RNA of Sinocyclocheilus rhinocerous, 2631 nucleotides long. RefSeq names its product pterin-4-alpha-carbinolamine dehydratase-like. Gene Ontology annotation, biological process: tetrahydrobiopterin biosynthetic process. Bases 115 to 423 code for a protein of 102 amino acids. The transcript is spliced from 5 exons. The record is from RefSeq and is a predicted model, not a curated record. Gene Ontology annotation, molecular function: 4-alpha-hydroxytetrahydrobiopterin dehydratase activity. Lineage: Eukaryota; Metazoa; Chordata; Actinopteri; Cypriniformes; Cyprinidae.